Molecule: messenger RNA, 1038 nt
Organism: Eutrema salsugineum
Lineage: Eukaryota; Viridiplantae; Streptophyta; Magnoliopsida; Brassicales; Brassicaceae
Product: chorismate mutase 2
Exons: 6
Coding region: 125-913 (262 amino acids)
Biological process (GO): aromatic amino acid biosynthetic process; chorismate metabolic process
Cellular component (GO): cytoplasm
Molecular function (GO): chorismate mutase activity
Source: RefSeq, a predicted model, not a curated record
AGAAAUUGCAUUUCUCCGAGGCCAAAAGGUCCAAACUCCAAAGAAUCAAGCACGUUGACUCAAAAAGCCAGAAAAUAAGGGAGCGAGAGGAAGAAGAAGAAGAAGAAGCCUAAUAAUUUGCUAGAUGGAAAGAGUCGUCGAGUCAGACUCUGGUUCUGGAGAAUCCGAUGUAGUACUGAGUCUUGACUCCAUCAGGGAAUCGUUGAUUAGGCAAGAAGACACCAUCGUCUUCAGCUUCAUCGAGAGAGCUAAGUUUCCGCUCAAUUCCCCUGCUUUUGAGGAUUCUCGUUGUCUACAUUCUGGAAAUUCCUCUUCUCUCACCGAGUUCUUCGUCAGAGAGAUUGAAAUCAUCCAAGCCAAGGUAGGACGAUACGAAAAUCCAGAAGAGAAUCCUUUCUUCCUUGACAACAUUCCUCCGUCGGUUUUUCCUACCCGCAAAUAUCCACCGGCUCUGCACCCUAAGGCUUUAUCUGUUAACAUAAACCAGCGUAUUUGGGAUAUUUACUUUAAAGAACUGCUUCCUUUGUUUGUCAAACCUGGUGAUGAUGGCAACUAUGUGUCAACUGCUGCUAGUGAUCUAGCGUGUUUACAAGCUCUUUCGAGAAGGAUUCACUACGGUAAAUUUGUUGCUGAGGUCAAGUUCAGAGACGCUCCACAAGAUUACGAGCCUGCGAUCCGCGCUAAGGAUACAGAGGCUUUGAUGAAGCUUUUGACGUUUGAGAAAGUAGAAGAAAUGGUUAAGAAGAGAGUCCAGAAGAAAGCAGAAACGUUUGGACAAGAUGUAAAGUGCAUCUCUGGUGAUGAUAAGAGUUACAAAGUGGAUCCGUUGAUCGUCUCUCGCAUCUAUGGAGAAUGGCUUAUCCCUCUCACUAAGCUCGUCGAGGUUGAGUAUCUUCUACGUCGUCUCGAUUGACCUCAAACAAGAUUGUCUUGUCCACAAACUUCUUUGGACAAUUGAUUUUACAUUGACUAUCCACAUUAUCGUGUUAUAUAGAUGAUAUUUACCAAAAGAAAUAAAAUUAUUCUUAUGUACACAAA